AUGAUAGUCAGCAGCGGUAAGACUGAGGAAAUAGAAAAAUCCAAGACCACAUGCCAAGGAAUCGGUGGCCGUAUGGCCACUCCCAGGAAUGAUGCAGAGAACAAUGGUAUCUCAUUCUUUACAAUAAAGCAUAAUCAAUAUGCAUACUUGGGUUUGAAAGAAGGACCAAAAGCUGGUGUCUUCCAUUAUCCCAGUGGAAUACCUGCACUUUAUACCCGCUGGAGCAAGAAUGAACCCAGUGGCCAAGGACAAGAAAACUGUGUGGAAAUGUAUACUGAUGGCAAAUGGAAUGAUAAGGGUUGUAACCAAAGACGCCUCACAGUUUGUGAAUUGUAA
Messenger RNA from Staurois parvus, 336 nucleotides. The record is from the annotation of a GenBank genome assembly. Lineage: Eukaryota; Metazoa; Chordata; Amphibia; Anura; Ranidae.